AUUUCCUACGGCGCUCUGCGACCCACCGACGCAGUGCCUUUUGGGAAAUGAAGUCUUUUUGGUUUUUUCCACAAGCUUGCCGCUCAGCUGGACCCAGGCCCUCGCACCUUGGCAGAUUCGAGGUGCUUGGAGCCUCAGAAACCUGUAUGUGGAGUCCACGUUUGAGGGUGGUACCUGUCUGUUGCCGAGCGUGCCUAUGAGGAUCUCGGGGUGGAAAGUGUACUACAAACUCUCGCAGUCUUCCCGCACAUCGCCUGCAGCCACAGCCUGCCUGGGGUGGGCCUGAUCUGUACCUUUCCCUAGCAGGAGAAUCCCAGGCCGAGCAGAGUCUGGAUGUGGGGGCUCUCGGCCGCCGGAGCUGGGGACGAACCGAGGAAAGAGUGUUAACGAGGGGGUGCCGAGUUCAAAAGUCAGAGAUCAGGGUAGGGAGGAGUUGGCGUGGGGUCUUAAGGGGAGAUUCAGCCACUGCAUUCUCAGGGGAUAUAUUUGUGAAUAAGGGGCUUGAGGGAGAAGUGUAGCCAGCCGGGCAGAUUUCUUAGGGUGCAAUUAGUGACCUCAAGUUCGGUAACAGAAGCAGCAAGGAAAGGGAGACCGGUGUAGUCCCUGGAGGGCGAGGCGAUUUAGAGAGAAGGAGGAGGAAAGGAUUCCCUGGAUAUCCAUUCCCUAAAUUCUGCCGCCACUGUCACCCAGCUGGACCGUCCUCAAUUGUAAGCCAAGGUCUUGGCAGCUUGAAGAGAUGGCCUCUCCCUCUAGACAGCCCCCACCCGGGGGGUCAGGGCUGCUGCAAGGGAGCCGGGCUCGUUCUUAUGGAAGCCUUGUACAAUCAGCCUGCUCACCAGUGAGGGAAAGACGCCUGGAACAUCAGUUGGAGCCUGGAGACACCCUGGCUGGACUAGCACUCAAAUACGGGGUGACGAUGGAACAGAUUAAGCGUACUAACCGCCUUUAUACUAAUGACUCCAUCUUCCUGAAGAAAACCCUCUACAUCCCCAUCCUGACAGAGCCCAGAGACCUGUUUAAUGGUUUGGAUUCUGAGGAAGAACAAGAUGGAGAGGGAGAAGUGCACCAAAGAAAGGAUGAAGUUUGUUCCCACUCAUUGGAGAAGAAGAAUCAAGAGACAGGUUCAGGCCAGACAAAUGGUGAAGCCCUCCCCACACCUCAGGAACCCCACCCACCCGUCCAUGACCUCUCUGCCUCUGAUUUCCUGAAGAAGCUUGACUCACAGAUCAGCCUGUCAAAGAAGGCUGCUGCCCAGAAGUUGAGAAAAGGGGAAAGCGGGGUACCUGGGGAGGAUGCAGAUGUCCACCCAAGCUCCCCUCGGAUGCAGCAACGAGCAGUUCUAGGUCCUGUGCCGCUAACUCGGACCUCUCGGACCCAGACACUACGCGACCAGGAAGAUGAAAUCUUUAAACUCUGAUGUCCCCAAAACUGACAGAAGCAGAGCGUUGAAGGAACAGCGUGAGGGGGAGAGGAGCCUGAGGUGAGGCUCAAGAGCACAUUUUCCCAGCCUGCCUCACCACUCUCCAGCCAUCUUCCCAGCCCCUUUGUCUAUCAAGAACUCCUCCGCAGGGGGCACUUUAGGGAAGUGUAAGGGAUGGAAACAACCUCUUCCCAGUUCUUGGGCUGAAUCCAGAAUUGUCCUAUAGGUUCAGAGGCUCAUUUUUAUGUCCUUGCUGCCUCUCCUGUCACUUUUACCAUUCCCUGAUCUUAAAUCAGGGAAGCAGACACACCCUUCAACUUCCUCCCCAUCUCCAACUAUGUUACCUAAUUUAUUUGGUGCUAUAUUGAAGUCAUAUUUAUUUGCUAUGUCUAACUCCCUCCUCUUGGCUGAAAAAUGGGAUUUCUUUAUCUGUAAAGAGAGGGAAACCUAUGAAUAGUGAGCCAGGGACUGUGGCCCCCUUAUCUUUCCUGUCUCCUCAGCCAGCUUGUUGAGGACAGGGGAGUCAGUGAUGUAGUGUCAGCAUGGAGAAUGGUAGAGUGUACCAAAUCUUUUCCCCAGUCUCAAGGUAAAGGAUAUGGGCUUGGUCAUGGCUAACCAAUUCCCUAUAACUUUUUCACAACUCUCGGCUCUGAGAAAAGGCAGCAGUAUGGGGAACUGAGCUGUCUGUCCCACCACCUCCCCCUUCUGACAAUCCUCUGCUCAGCCUGUGGUGGGGCUAAGGGAUGGAAGAGGAUGUUUUGGGGUUCGGAGGGCAGUUAGUGGGAGUCUCUUUGUUACACAUCCCCAACAGAGUCUGUCUGUCUCUGCCUUGUUCUUCACUUCAUAUUUAUCUGUAAUUUAUAGCACUGAUCUGUAGUACCGUUUGUUUUUUUCUUAAAAUAGAAGAAAUAGGCAAGGGAACCUCAGUAGUACUGGAAAGUUACCUCAGUCUCCUGUUUGGAAAUGGUGAGCUAAGUGAUGUUUCUAUACCUCCUUUCCCUGUGAUGAGCUUGAGGAGUCAGAAGCUGAAGAGAUUAAACCCCAGUGCUGUG
This is a messenger RNA of Nannospalax galili (Upper Galilee mountains blind mole rat), 2472 nucleotides long. It is a transcript of the gene Lysmd1, whose product is annotated as LysM domain containing 1. The transcript is spliced from 3 exons. Bases 737 to 1417 code for a protein of 226 amino acids. Lineage: Eukaryota; Metazoa; Chordata; Mammalia; Rodentia; Spalacidae. The record is from RefSeq and is a predicted model, not a curated record.